AUGGCGGCGUCCUGCGGCUCCUCGCAGCUCCCCGCCGCCGAGCCGCCCCUCAAGAUCCCCAAGAUGGAGGUGCUGUCGCCUGGCUCGCCGGGCGCGCUGAGCGACGGCAACCCCAGCCUCUCCGACCCGUCCACCCCCAGCGGCGCCUCCCCGCUGGGCCCGGGGCCGGCAACCGGCGGGGCCGGGCUGGGGGGCGGCGGGGCGGCGGGGGGCCGCGGCGGAGCCUCGCCCUCCGUCUCGUUCUCCCCGGGCGGAGCCGCCGCCGCCGCCGCGGCCGCAGCGUGCCGGGGGAUGUCCUGGACCCCGGCGGAGACCAACGCGCUGAUCGCCGUGUGGGGCAACGAGCGGCUGGUGGAGGCCCGCUACCAGCAGCUGGAGGGCGCCGGCACCGUGUUCGGCAGCAAGGCCCCCGGGCCCGCCAUGUACGAGCGGGUCUCCCGAGCAUUGGCCGAGCUGGGCUACGAGCGCACCCCCUCGCAGUGCCGGGAGCGCAUCAAGCAGCUUCACAAGAGGCAGAGUGAGUUAGUAAGGAAUGCAAAAUAUACCCUCCGCAGGUGUUACAGCCGUGUGAAGGAGCAUGGUGUUGGGAAGAGGAAAAGCAGCUACACGUUUGAACAGCUGGAGCAGGUGUUUGGCCAGGGAGGAUGGGAUUCCCAGCCCUGCCAGCCUGUCCUCAUCAACAGCAGUGGCUUGUACCAGGAGCUGGAGUCGGAUGGCAGCACCAUGGAGGAGUACUCACAGGAGGACUGGGGAAACCACAGUCAGGAUCUUCAUUGCUACCAGACUGGUGAGCAGGAAUUAGAUGAAAUGCCUACCACAAAAAGAACAUUAAAGAUAAAACAGGAAUCUUCAGAAGACGCUCAUGGCAGGACCUGCAUGCCCAGGUGGUGCUGACCAGAUAUUUGCAAUGGAUCAUAAGUGGAGGAAAGCGAGUGAGAAGUGAGGCUCCCCCAGUAGCAGUGCGUGCUGUUGACUUGGCUCGUGUGAGUACUGCUCACAUUAAAAGUUCGUGCAUUUCCCCUCCUUGGUGGAAAGCAUGCCAAAGUUUGUGAUUUCUUUUAUUUUCAUAACUUUCCAGAGCUGACUUGUAACCUUUUGGAUUGGUUUAAUCUGACAAAGACUGAAGCAUUUAAAAUGUUUUAAGCAUGUGAAUCUCCGUUGCCUCGCCAACAAUAACACAGAGUGUUUCACAAAAUGCCACGGUCCUGCAGAGCAGGGCUGCUUUCUUCCAGCCUCUUGGGUUUCAAACCCUGUAGGGUGAGUGUAGCUCUGUCUGUAGUGGGAUGAGCUGUCUCAAAUCCACCUGCAGGCCCCUCGGGGGGGACAUGUGGGCAUGGUGUCCUGCACCACUUCUCCCCAUGGCUUAGUGAGCUGGCUGAAGUCAGUAUGGCGUUUCUUAGGCUGCAAAGUGAGUUUGUGUAGGACAGUAAUUCAUCAGUGCUGUACAGGUUUAUGUAGUGUCUCUGGUUAGCAGCAGAGGCUUUUUACUGGAAGUAAAGGAUUUUUAAAAAUUCCACAUAUGUAUGUAGUUAUUUUUAAUGAAAAGCCUGCAUUGUGAUGGCUUAGCUUCAUCAAAGUCCUCAGUGGAUUUUCCAGGGUUAAGCUGUUUUGAUGGUGAUUUUUGUCUUCAUAUGAACUGAAUUCAGGGUAGCAUCUCAGGGAUGGGCAUGAAGGAAAACACUUGUUUUUCAGCAUAAACAUCAUCACCUCUUUGAACAGCUCGUUAGGAUGGCUGUGGGGUAAUUCUACCUGCAAAUUCUACCUUCAAGGCCUGCCUUAGGGAGUUGCACAGAAAAGAAUUCUGAAUGCUCUGAGGCCGAAGCUCAGAGAAGCUCAUGUUGUGUGAAGACUGCCUGAGCUUUCUCUGCCAGCUUGUUGUGCAGGUGCAUGGCUGGAGCUCAGACUGCUCAGAGCUGGGGUUUCUUUUCUGCCCCCGAAGCUCUCUCUAAAAUGCAUGGAGGCCUCUGAACUCCUAGGCAUGUUGUGAAGCGUGUGGUUGAUAAGCCAGUCGGUGCUCAGUGAGAGCACAAAGUGACUUCCAACACAGAAAUUUGCUGAAAAUGCCUUUUUUUUUUUUUCUCUGCUAUGAGGAAUGAGGAACUUUUAAACUCUGAAGUCUUUUAAAGUUGAAAGAAACUUGAAAAUUCUGCCUUUUUACUACAUCAAGCAAUGGGAAGCAAAGAAUUAAAGAAGAGUUCUCCCUGCCUUCUGCACUGUCAGGCUCUUCGUAGGAGGCGUCAAAGGCAGCUUUUCAGGUUGGGUUUUUGGAAAGUGGAGGAUCCCUGCAUGCUGCUGUGGCAGGGUUUGCUUUGUCCAGUUCAUUGCCUCAGCAGUUGUCUUGGACAUUGGAUAAGGAAACCAGUGUUGAGUUUGGAAUGAUUACAGGCGGUCUGGAGAAGCCUUACUGGUACUGUAGAUAAGCUGAGUGUUUAUUUAUCAUCUGUUAAAAAAAAGAGUUGUCUAAUUUUAAAAGCCAUAGCAAAUAAUACCAAACAGAUUCUUGUUUUUGGCCCAUGUUUUAAAAUGCAUGUAGCUUAUUGCAAAGAAAGCAAACCUUCAGUUCAUCUGCUUUCUUCUGCACGUGGAAGUUUGAAGCAGAAGUGAUCUCAGUGAAAUGGGGGGUGAUGAUGCGUUCAACCUGUGCCAAGUGCAGAAUUUACGUGGCGGUGCUGCCUGACUGUAGGUGCACGCGAUCCUGAAAUGCUGCCCUUGCUUCCCCUGCUCUGGGAGGUCGGAAGGAAUUGCUCUGCAGUGCCACCACCUCCGGGUUCCCAGCUGUGGUCCUGGGGCUGUGAAAACCGGCAGAGGUCUGGCAGGAGAUGGUCCAACAGGAGCCCUCUGUGCUCCCAGGGGGGAACUGCAGAGCCGAGCAGAGCAACUUGCGGAGAAACAUGGGAGAUGGCUUUGUAAGAAACAAGGGAGGAUUAUUUUCCUGACAGGAGGGAAGAAGGUGGGAGCGCGACGCCGGCCGGGC
Centrocercus urophasianus (Greater sage-grouse) is the source of this 2974-nucleotide messenger RNA. RefSeq names its product Myb/SANT DNA binding domain containing 2 (gene MSANTD2). The transcript has 5 exons. Bases 1 to 894 code for a protein of 297 amino acids. The record is from RefSeq and is a predicted model, not a curated record. NCBI's taxonomy places the organism in Eukaryota, Metazoa, Chordata, Aves, Galliformes, Phasianidae.